This is a messenger RNA of Rhineura floridana, 1425 nucleotides long. It is a transcript of the gene GABRB1, whose product is annotated as gamma-aminobutyric acid type A receptor subunit beta1. The record is from RefSeq and is a predicted model, not a curated record. Gene Ontology annotation, molecular function: GABA-A receptor activity; neurotransmitter receptor activity; extracellular ligand-gated monoatomic ion channel activity. Gene Ontology annotation, cellular component: neuron projection; membrane; synapse. Gene Ontology annotation, biological process: nervous system process; regulation of membrane potential; monoatomic ion transmembrane transport. The transcript has 9 exons. NCBI's taxonomy places the organism in Eukaryota, Metazoa, Chordata, Lepidosauria, Squamata, Rhineuridae. The coding region runs from base 1 to 1425 and encodes 474 amino acids.
AUGUGGGCAGUUCACUUGCGAGAGUGCGUGGGGAUCGUGCUCUUCCCUGUGAUGAUAGCCGUGGUCUGCUAUGCCAAGAGCCUAAAUGAGCCCAGCAACAUGUCCUACGUGAAAGAGACAGUGGACAGAUUGCUCAAAGGAUACGACAUUCGUCUGAGGCCGGACUUUGGAGGCUCUCCCGUUGACGUUGGAAUGAGAAUAGAGAUUGCCAGUAUAGAUACGGUCUCAGAAGUCAACAUGGACUACACACUCACUAUGUACUUCCAGCAGUCCUGGAGGGAUAAAAGACUAUCAUACUCUGGAAUACCUUUGAAUCUGACUUUAGAUAACAGAGUGGCUGACUAUCUCUGGGUACCAGAUACAUACUUCCUGAAUGACAAGAAAUCCUUUGUUCAUGGAGUUACUGUGAAAAAUCGAAUGAUUCGGCUACAUCCUGAUGGAACAGUCCUUUAUGGUCUGCGGAUCACUACCACGGCUGCCUGCAUGAUGGAUUUGCGCAGGUACCCCUUGGAUGAACAAAACUGCACACUGGAAAUUGAAAGCUAUGGAUACACAACAGAUGACAUUGAGUUCUAUUGGAAUGGAGGAGAAUCUGCUGUGAGUGGAGUUAAUAAAAUUGAGCUCCCUCAGUUCUCAAUUAUUGAUUACAAGAUGAUCUCAAAAAGAGUAGAGUUUGCAACAGGGGCCUACCCGCGGCUGUCGCUGAGCUUUCGGCUUAAAAGAAAUAUCGGCUACUUCAUUUUGCAAACCUACAUGCCUUCUACUCUGAUUACAAUUCUGUCAUGGGUAUCUUUCUGGAUCAACUAUGAUGCAUCUGCUGCACGAGUUGCACUAGGAAUCACCACUGUGUUGACAAUGACCACCAUCAGCACUCAUCUCAGGGAGACACUGCCAAAGAUUCCAUAUGUGAAGGCAAUUGACAUCUACCUAAUGGGAUGCUUUGUGUUUGUGUUCCUUGCCUUGCUGGAAUAUGCAUUUGUAAACUACACAUUCUUUGGUAAAGGCCCGCAGCAUCAGAAGAAACUAGCUGAAAAGGCCACCAGUGACAAGAGGAAACUGGAAAUGAAUAAGGUUCAGAUUGAUGCCCGUGGGAAUAUUCUCCUUACUACCCUGGAAAUGAGAAAUGAGGUCAGCAGCUCUGAUGUGCUGGCAACUUUGAAUGACCCAAGAGCUACCAUGUAUUCCUAUGACAGCGCCAGCAUCCAUUACAGGAGGCCAGCCACUGCAAGAGACCUCUGCAGCAGAAGCACUUUGGAUAGACAAGCAGUCCAUCAAAAGGGGCGCCUACGGAGAAGAGCAUCGCAGCUGAAAGUCAAAAUCCCAGAUUUGACUGAUGUCAAUUCCAUAGACAAGUGGUCCAGAAUGGUCUUUCCUAUCACAUUUAUCCUUUUUAAUGUGGUCUACUGGCUUUAUUAUGUGCACUGA